AUGGCAGUAGCGAAGAACUUGCUGGCGGUGCGUGCCAAGGUGGCCGAGGCUGUGGCCAAGAGCGCGCGGCAGCAGCAGUGCACGCUGGUGGCGGUGAGCAAGACCAAGCCCGUGGAAGACCUGCAGGAGGCCUACGAGGCCGACCAGCGCCACUUCGGCGAGAACUACAUCCAAGAGCUGGUGCAGAAGGCGCCGCUGCUGCCAAAGGACGUCAAGUGGCACUACAUCGGCCACGUGCAGUCCAACAAGGCCAAGCCGCUCGUGCGGGACGUGCCCAACCUCUUCGUGGUGGAGACCGUGGACUCCAUCAAGAUCGCUAAUGCCCUCAACAAGGCGUCGGGCGAGUUCCGCAGCGAGAAGCUCAACGUCAUGGUGCAGGUAAACACCAGCGAGGAGGAGCAGAAGUCGGGCAUCGACGCCGACGGCUCGGUCGAGCUGGCGCAGCACAUCGUGUCGUCCUGUGAGCACCUGAACCUCACGGGGCUCAUGACCAUUGGUCGCUACGGAGACACGACGUCCGAGUGCUUCGACCGCCUCGUGGCCUGCCGCAAGCGCGUGGCUGAGGCCAUCGGCAAGGCUGAGACGGACCUGGACCUUAGUAUGGGCAUGUCGGGCGACUUCGAGCUCGCGAUCUCUUGUGGCAGCACGCACGUACGUGUGGGGUCGACCAUCUUCGGUGCUCGCAACUACGCAAACAAGGAGUAGAGUGGACGGGUGAUGAUGACUCGUGUUCUGCAGGCUACAGUGUCUUAGAGCAGAUCAAACGUCAAUGCAGAUUGCAAGAUAAGGUUAAUGUUCUCUGAAAUUUAUUUCAGAGUCUACCGGUGAUACCACUUUCCACGCUAAUUACAUAUAUCAGAGUUUAGCGACUCCCUCUUUGCUUG
Messenger RNA from Phytophthora sojae, 884 nucleotides. RefSeq lists its product as hypothetical. Gene Ontology annotation, cellular component: intracellular anatomical structure. The transcript has 3 exons. Gene Ontology annotation, molecular function: pyridoxal phosphate binding. Bases 1 to 705 code for a protein of 234 amino acids. The record is from RefSeq and is a predicted model, not a curated record. NCBI's taxonomy places the organism in Eukaryota, Oomycota, Peronosporomycetes, Peronosporales, Peronosporaceae.